Molecule: messenger RNA, 1440 nt
Organism: Trichoderma gamsii
Lineage: Eukaryota; Fungi; Ascomycota; Sordariomycetes; Hypocreales; Hypocreaceae
Exons: 1
Coding region: 1-1440 (479 amino acids)
Source: RefSeq, a predicted model, not a curated record
AUGUCACGAUUUUUGGGCAAUAACGAAUUAUACGACGAACAUGCUGUAUACAAUGAAUUCUGCCCACCCCUUGAAGAGAUUGACGCAUCUACGCCUAUGCCGUUUGAUCUAUAUACUAAAUCUGGAGCGGCGGCAGUGGUGGCCCAAGGGAGCACCAAAUCUCACUACUCGCCUGAUCCACAAGGCAUCCCCCUCUACGACAGUGGUGAAAGGUCGGACCACCGUGUCUCCGUCCAGCGAAUUGCUUGGGUUGAUGGAUGGCGGGAGACCGUCACUAUCAAUGGCGAAGAAGAGCAAAAAGACCCCAUGACUCUUGUGGUUCUCAAGUUCUCUUUCAAAUCUUUCAGCGCAGAUCUCCAAAUCAAGACUAUGAGAGCAACUUUGACUUUUAAAGACUGCAACCAAACCCGUGGAGAUGACCCAGAAGUCCAGGCAUGGGCUCCUUUCUAUAAGUUGGAGAGGUCCAAGCACUCAGCAGCUGACGUCACAUCCUCCAGCAAGCGGAACAUGACCGCUUCGGGCGGCUAUAGCGGCUCUUCGCUUUCGAUUGGAUGGGACAAAGAAUUCACUGUCUCUUGGAAUCAGACUGCAUUUGACGAAGGCGUGUCUGAAAUGGAGUAUAAUAAGAAGGGGAGACCGUUUGGUGUCACAUGGUUUAUGAAACAGAACAAGUUGCAAAAUCACGGGAUCACGCCAGAGGUCUGGGCUACUGUACUCCUCAAGAGGAACAGUGCGCAUGAUCCAUACUUUGUUACUUUCAGAAUUGAUGUGCAAACGGGUACAUUCGACGACUUGAAACAUAAUGUUAAGCGGCUUCUGGGACUGAGACAAGGCGAUUCAAGCUCUUUUACAGUUACGCCUCGUCCAGGUAUGUGGGACCAAAGUAAUCACCACGCGGAAGGUGAAAAGAUAAGGAAAAACAAAGACAUUGAUCUUAAAAAUCUCGGAAAUUUGAUUGGUGGUGAUAAAGCAGAUUUUAACAAUGCUUGGAGCCCCCCAGUUGCGAAUAACAUCGCCACAAACCAAGAAUCAUCGUUACCAAGAACUACCAUCGGAGAUGAAGCCGAGACGUACAAAGUGGAAAGGUCAGAGGUUGCCAGCGCGCAACCACUAUUGUCGCAGCCACCGGCGCCGCCUUUGCCAUACAAGCCACUUGAUAGUACCAGUCAUUUGGGCGGUUUCAUCACGCAUGAGGAACAGCCUCAGCCAGCCUGGAGAGUGGAUGGCUUCAGCGUCGAGCAUGACUCCAGGAGGCUGACUGCUCUUGAAGCCCGAGCGGCACAGACGGAAGCACGCCUAGCAACUCAAGACAUCAUCAUAGCCCAGCUUCGACGAGACAUUGAACGUAGAGACGCUCAGUUGGUCAAGGUGGAACAAGCUCUGCGGGCCGUAGGCACUACAUUUUGCCAGCUCCAGUCACAAACAAACAUAAUCUCCUAA